Messenger RNA from Naumovozyma castellii, 1224 nucleotides. It is a transcript of the gene RDS2, whose product is annotated as gluconeogenesis transcription factor RDS2. The coding region runs from base 1 to 1224 and encodes 407 amino acids. The record is from RefSeq and is a predicted model, not a curated record. NCBI's taxonomy places the organism in Eukaryota, Fungi, Ascomycota, Saccharomycetes, Saccharomycetales, Saccharomycetaceae. The transcript has a single exon.
AUGAAUGGAGACAAUAGUAAUAACGACCAUGGCGGUAACAAGAAACGCAAAAAGACCAAAUCGUGUCUGUUUUGCAGGAGGUCGCAUGUGAAUUGUGAUGGGAAGCGACCAUGUUCACGAUGUUUAAAGAGGGGCAUAUCGAACCUUUGCACUUCGGGGGCAACUGCUGAAAUGGGCCUUAAUAUGUCACCGCCUCAAGACAGUAUCAGGACGGGUGCUCCGGGCUCUUCCAUGUAUGAGACACCACCAAUUCCAAACUCGAUAAAUACUUAUAAUAAGAUGGUAUCCAGUGCCACAGGAACCACACCGGCAACGAAUCCCAACUUGUACUUACCUCAACAACCCAGUUUUAUCUCAGAGAAUGCCGGUUCCGAAUUCAAUUCACUUAAUGAGUUCUUGAACAUGCUGGAGGAUCCAUCAUUGCUGGAGAAUACGCCUGGGAUCACCCAAUUUCCGCAAGUACAACAGCAGCAGCAACAGCAGCAGCAACAACCGACACCACAGUCCAACCUUCCACCGGCACCACUGCCGCCACUUUCAACAAGAUCGUCGACAUCCUCAGAACCACAACCCACAUUAAAAGAACAAUUCUUCCUUACGGCGGCUGAUCCAUCCACGGAGAUGACCCCGGAGGAUCGUUUGAAGCUCGUGAUCAAUGCCAAAUUGGAAGCAGGUUUAUUGAAGCCAUACAACUAUGCCAAGGGGUAUGCUCGCUUGCAGAAAUACAUGGAUGAGAACAUGGAGCAGAGUUCCAAGCAACGGAUUUUGAAACCGUUAUCCACUAUCCGUCCUGCCUUUAGAACGAUUGCUCGAUCUUUGAAAGAUGUAGAUUUGAUCCUUGUGGAGGAGAAUUUCGAACGACUGUUGUUGUCGUAUGAUAGGGUGUUUACUUCGAUGAGUAUGCCUGCUUGCCUUUGGCGACGUACAGGGGAGAUAUAUAGAGCUAAUAAGGAGUUUGCUACGUUGGUGGAUUGUACUGUGGAUGAGUUACGUGAUGGGAAGCUGGCGAUUUAUGAGCUGAUGAGUGAGGAGAGUGCAGUUAAUUUUUGGGAGAAGUAUGGGUCUAUUGCAUUCGAUAAGGGUCAAAAGACAGUUUUGACUAGUUGUAAUUUACAGACUAGAGACGGUAGUCGGAAGAAGAAUUGUUGUUUCAGUUUUACGAUAAGAAGGGAUCGAUAUAAUAUCCCGAUAUGUAUUGUAGGUAAUUUCAUACCAAUAGUUUAA